Molecule: messenger RNA, 297 nt
Organism: Vicia faba (fava bean)
Lineage: Eukaryota; Viridiplantae; Streptophyta; Magnoliopsida; Fabales; Fabaceae
Source: the annotation of a GenBank genome assembly
AUGAUGAUGAAAGACGAAGCUUUGUUGAUGAAAUUGAUUGUCAGAGAUAUGUUACAACAAGAUGAUUGCAGAUGGAUUUUUGCGAUGAAGGCUGCAUAUUCAAAAUUUGAAGUGGGUGGAAAUUUUCUGGGUUACAAGAAGAGUAAGAACUGUGAAGAAGUUUCAGAAGAUGAUGAAGCAAUAUUGAUGAUUAUGCGAUUUCAGAGAGAAUUGGAAGGGCAGCACCAAGAACUAUUGCUUCAUCAGCAUCAAGAUGCCAAUCAAGUUCUUUUCUACCAAGGAACUCUUGAAGCUUAG